UUAUUUCAAAUUCAUAGUUUAAAUUCCCAAUUCAAAUUUAUAAUUUAAAUUCAUUAUCAAUGCUAUGUGCACUAAUUUAAAUCCACUUUUUCGUUCAACCGAUCAAGCCUAACUCAAAAUCCCCCACUUAUUUAGAAUUACUAAUUCCUUGUGCCCAAAAUGCCCCCACCUACCCACUCGUAAUUAUAUUCCAGCUUCAAAAAUAUCAAUGCUAUGUGCACUAAGUACUCAGUUGAUUAAUACAAAAACAUAUGAUGAUGUAUUAUUAUUCAAUUGAGUAUUUAAAAUUGAGUUUGCAUAAUUUUAUUACUUUAAAAAAAAUCAGAAUUUCAACUUUGGUUAGGCUAUUUCAUCUUUGUUAAAUUUUUUCAAUUAGCAGACGAGUUGAGCCAUCCACAGAUUGCUCACGACUUGGUUCAUAUCGAGUUAAGUUCAAUUAUUGUCUAACGGAGCUUGAACUUAUUAUUUUUGGCUUGGUGAGUUUUUCAUCUCAUUUUUCAAUUCAAAUAUAACAUAUUGAAUUUUUAAAAGUUCAAAAUCUUGCCAUUACUAUCCCAAUAUUUUACAUUUAUCCCUUGAACUUCUUUCACUUGGUUAAACUUUUUUAUCAUAGGAUGAAAGUUUAAAUGACCUCUUCAACUCUUAAAAUUCACGUAAACCCAACACCAGACUUUAAAUAUGAAGGAUUACUGAUAAAUAUAUAGACUACGAGGUUUAACUACAAUUUUUUAACCCAAACUUAAACUAGCAAUUUUUAUCUUAAACUCAGUCUUGAUCUUACAACUUUUUAGCUCAUCAAACUUGAGCUCAAGUUUGAGUCUCACAAAAACUCAAUCGAAUCAAGCUUAAACCAAACAAUACUUAACUUUAUCUCAUCUUGACUCAUUCUCUUUGAGAUGCAUGAUGAAUGUAAACUAGUUUGGAUUCAGUCCCACAUUAGGAAUUGUUAAUAUAAGUUGCAGAAAUCUUUGCUUUUGGUUCAAUCUACUUUCUUUGUCACUUUGUGUCUAAGAACAGUUUUUUCAACUCAAGUCUCAUUCAACAAGAAGAAAAGCAAAAGCUAAACAACUAAUCUUCUCAAAGUCUCCAACCAGGCCACACCGACUACACAUUAUUUUCCUUCUUCCUUCCUCCACCUUUUUCUCUUCUUCUCUCUUCCCAUUUCUCAUUUUUUCCUCCAAUCUUCCAUCCCAAAUGGAUCCUCAUCCUCCCACUUUCUUCACCUUUCCAUGGAAUUUUCUCUCCAUUGUCAUCUUCAUCACCUCAGCCCACCAGGCUGUCUCUGUUGCCUCAAAAUUCCAGGCCUGUGAACCCAAAACUUGCGGUGGCAACCUCACUAUAAAGUACCCCUUUUGGGUUUCCGGUGAGCAGGAGUCUUUCUGUGGCUACCCCAACUUUGAAAUCACCUGCAAUGACCAGAAACCUGUGUUCAACAUUUCAUCUGAAAAUUUCUUCAUCAAAGACAUCUUCUAUGAAAAUAGCUCACUUCGUUUAGCCAACUCCAUAGCCUAUGAGGCCUCAUGUCCAACUCCUCUUUACAAUCUUUCUCUUAAUCAAACUCCAUUCAAUUUUGUUUCCUCUGAUGAAGAUCUUUUCUUCUGGUACAACUGCUCCGAGAAUCCACCUGCUGACAUUGCUUAUCCUGUAAGUUGUGCAAGUGAUGAUGAUUCUCACAACUAUUCUUUUGCUGGUUUUCACAAGGAAUUGUUCCAGAAUUAUUCCUGCAAGUCCUUCGUUUACGCCCCCCUGAAUGUUGAAACCGGCGCCAAUCUGUGGUAUAUGAGUUAUACUGACAUUCUGAAGAUGGGGUUCCUCCUGAAUUGGAAUGCACAUAGUUGCAGCAAUUGUGAGGCAAGUGGUGGGCGAUGUGGGUUCGAUAAUGAUAAAUUCGUUUGCUUUUGCCAAGAUAGAACUCAUCAUAAAACAUGCCAUGACGGCAGCUCUCUUAAUUUGGGACGGAAGCUUGGAAUAGGUGUUGGUUUUGCAAUCAUCGGAAUGAUCAUCAUAAGUAUAAUCGUCUGCAUAUGCAGAAGGAAGAAAAUGUCAUCAAUUAUGUCAAACUUCCUGUCCAGGAAUUUGACAGAGAACGCAGAUUUUGAGGCCUUCAUUCGAGAUUAUGAAUCCAUAGCUCCUAAAAGAUACAGCUACUCAGAAGUUAAGAGAAUGACCAACUCAUUCAAAGAUAAACUAGGCCAAGGAGGUUAUGGUGGUGUGUACAAAGGGAAGUCAUUAGAUGGAAAUAUUGUAGCAGUGAAGCUCCUAAAUGCCUCCAAAGGGAAUGGUCAAGAAUUCAUCAAUGAAGUUGCAAGCAUUAGUAGAACAUCUCAUGUUAAUGUUGUUAGACUACUUGGUUUUUGUUUAGAGGGCAACAAGAGAGCUCUAAUCUAUGAAUUCAUGGUGAAUGGUUCCUUGGAAAAAUUCAUAUACAAUGAGAAAAAUUUGCAGGCUAGUCAAUGUUUAGGAUGGGAAAAAAUGUAUGAAAUCGCUAUUGGAAUAGCUCGAGGAUUAGAGUACUUGCAUCGCGCGUGCAGCACAAGAAUUUUGUAUUUUGACAUAAAACCUCACAACAUUCUUCUUGAUGAAAAUCUAUGUCCAAAGAUCUCUGAUUUUGGCCUUGCAAAAUUAUGCCUCAACAAGGAGAGCACUGUGUCGAUGCUAGUGGCUAGGGGGACAAUUGGGUAUAUUGCUCCAGAAGUAUUUAAUAGAAACUUCGGAGAAGUUUCGCAUAAGUCUGAUGUUUACAGUUAUGGAACGAUGAUCCUGGAGAUGGUUGGAGGAAGAAAAAGCCAAGAUGUUGAAGGUAAUCUUCAUUCUAGUGAAAUGUAUUUUCCACAUUGGAUUUACAAGCAUGUUGAGCAAGGCAAAGAGUUAAAAUGGCAUGGAGUUAAUAGCAGUGAAGAAAAUGAAAUUGCAAAGAAGAUGAUUAUUAUUGGUUUAUGGUGCAUACAGACACGACCAUCGGAUAGGCCAUCCAUGAAUAAGGCAUUAGACUUGUUACAAGCAAGUUCUGAAGACUUGCUAAUUCCACCUGAGACUUUUUUAUUUUCAUCUUCUUCUAGGUCGCCAAUAUAUUCUUCAACUGUAUCUAUGUCAUGAAUUAAUCCUUGGAAAAUGUAAUCAUAUCUUAUCUCCUCUCAAAGUAAUGAUUACAUUUUUGCAUCUUCUUAUAUAUUCUU
Mangifera indica (mango) is the source of this 3176-nucleotide messenger RNA. Its product is annotated as PR5-like receptor kinase. NCBI's taxonomy places the organism in Eukaryota, Viridiplantae, Streptophyta, Magnoliopsida, Sapindales, Anacardiaceae. Gene Ontology annotation, biological process: protein phosphorylation. The transcript is spliced from 3 exons. Bases 1195 to 3096 code for a protein of 633 amino acids. The record is from RefSeq and is a predicted model, not a curated record. Gene Ontology annotation, molecular function: ATP binding; polysaccharide binding; protein kinase activity.